CCAGAGAGAGAGCAGGAGAGCGCUCUACUUAAACCUUUUUGACGCCACUAAAACUCACGCAUCAAUUUUGCAGAUCGACGACUGCAGUAUGCAAAUCAAAUUCAAUAACAUGUUGAUGAUUUUGUGCAAACUUAAAGGUUGAAUUAGAGCGUCCAAACACUAAAAGGAACAGCAGUGCUUUGAUGGGAUUUAGUGAAAGCUUGACCUGUCAGUCAACAGUUGUGCCCCCCUUGUCUCUUCACCCUCCCCCGGGCAGCUGGCGGGAUAAAAGCCCACGCACGUCCCGCAGCAGCCCCACAACUCUUCUUCACCUCACCAUACAACACGCAGGGAAAUAUGCCAGCUUCACCGCCCGACUUUGGUGCGUUCUUCGUGGACCGUAGCAUGGGGAUGAUGGCCAUGGGCCCCCUCAGCCCCGGCUAUCUGGGGGCACAGCAACAGCACCUCAGCGUCCCCGUCUCCUACUCGGGACUACACGGAUACAACUUGAUCCCCUUGGCAGCCCACCACCACCACAGACACGUCACGCACCUGGGCAAUACCUUUGACCUGAAGACCGCCGUCUCCCCUUACUACCACGCGCUGCUGGCCCGCGGGGGCCCCUUCUUCCCGCCCUUCAGACCCAGCCCAGCAGAGGAGCCCGGGCGCGGGGUGGCCAAGGUGGCCACUCGUGAAAGCACGGGGGCGCUGAAGGCGUGGCUGGGCGAGCACCUGAAGAACCCGUACCCCACCAAGGGUGAAAAGGUCAUGCUGGCCAUCAUCACCAAGAUGAGCCUGACACAGGUCUCCACCUGGUUCGCCAAUGCGCGCCGCCGCCUCAAGAAGGAGAACCGUGUCAGCUGGGCCUCCUCCAGGUCCAAGUCAGACGAGGAAGAGGAGAGUGAGGACGAAGAGGAAGAGGAGGAAGAGGCUCUGAGGAAGUGCGACACAAACGCCGUAGACGAGUCGGAGCGGCCGGGUGUCGAGAGUGUGCCGGAAGCCGCGGCGGACGUGGGAGUGACGUCACAAGAUGGGGGCGAGGGCGCGCCUGUGGAGGCCCAUCACACGCCCUCACCUGCGAAGAGCAAACAAGCAGACACUCCAAAGCCCAAAAUCUGGUCACUGGCUGAGACCGCCACAUCAGAGACGCUGAAGAAACCAGCGGAGCACGCAUACCAGUCCGCGGGGAAAAUGUGGGCCGAGUGGGCCUCCCGAAGCGCGUGCCUGUUGCCAGCCUGUUACACUGCCCACGAAAUCCACUAAUGACAUCCCCUACCCUUCACAACCCUUAGACAAUGUCCACUAUUGAUGCACUUUAACCUCUCAGACGACAGGGAUCGGAGCUCAUCCCUGGAAAUCUGUUUCCAGACCAAAGAAGUUUUUAAUGUAAAUAAAUGUAGAUGUAUUUUUCCAACA
Messenger RNA from Syngnathus acus (greater pipefish), 1395 nucleotides. It is a transcript of the gene irx7, whose product is annotated as iroquois homeobox 7. Gene Ontology annotation, molecular function: DNA-binding transcription factor activity, RNA polymerase II-specific; RNA polymerase II cis-regulatory region sequence-specific DNA binding. NCBI's taxonomy places the organism in Eukaryota, Metazoa, Chordata, Actinopteri, Syngnathiformes, Syngnathidae. Gene Ontology annotation, cellular component: nucleus. The coding region runs from base 337 to 1242 and encodes 301 amino acids. The transcript is spliced from 2 exons. The record is from RefSeq and is a predicted model, not a curated record. Gene Ontology annotation, biological process: cell development; regulation of transcription by RNA polymerase II; neuron differentiation.